AUGGCCAAGGCCGAUACACCAAAGAACAGCCCGCCAAAGUCACAAAGCUCUAAGCAUGACUAUAAAGGCUUUGUAGCGGGAGUCUUCUCAGGAAUCGCCAAACUUAGUGUUGGCCAUCCAUUCGACACAAUCAAGGUACGCUUACAGACGAGCCAUGAUGGGCAUUUCCGGGGCCCAUUGGACUGUCUGCUACAAACGGUCCGCAAAGAGGGUGUUAGUGGGUUGUAUAAGGGAGCCACUCCGCCGCUGGUCGGUUGGAUGGUCAUGGACUCUGUCGUGUUUUCGAAACCAGAGAUUCGCGCAAGCAUGCCGUUCAUUGGCAAGCAGACGGAUCUUCACACGCUCCCUAGCUUCGGUCAUGGCAUUGCGGGCAUCAUGGCUGGAACGACUGUCAGUUUCAUUGCCGCACCGGUGGAGCACGUCAAGGCGCGUCUUCAGAUUCAGUACUCUGCAGAUAAAUCCAAGCGCCUGUAUAGUGGACCUAUAGAUUGCGUUCGCAAGAUGCUUCGCACACACGGCAUUGCCGGGUUAUAUCGUGGACUCUGCGCGACCAUGGUAUUUCGGUCGUUCUUUUUCUUCUGGUGGGGUUCCUACGACGUCCUUACUCGGUUGAUGAAGGAGAAGACCAGCCUGUCUGCUCCUGCCAUCAACUUCUGGGCCGGGGGGAUUUCCGCGCAAGUUUUCUGGAUCACGUCGUAUCCGUCCGAUGUGGUGAAGCAGCGCCUCAUGACGGACCCGAUGGGAGGCGCCCUGGGCGACGGGCAGCGCAGGUUCCAGUGGUGGAAGGAUGCUGCAGUGGCGGUCUAUCGGGAACGAGGGUGGAGGGGGUAUUGGCGAGGGUUUGUGCCAUGCUUCUUACGAGCAUUCCCGGCGAAUGCCAUGGCUUUGGUUGCAUUUGAGGGUGUGAUGCGGUGGCUGCCGUGA
Molecule: messenger RNA, 924 nt
Organism: Aspergillus niger
Lineage: Eukaryota; Fungi; Ascomycota; Eurotiomycetes; Eurotiales; Aspergillaceae
Exons: 5
Coding region: 1-924 (307 amino acids)
Biological process (GO): transmembrane transport
Molecular function (GO): transmembrane transporter activity
Source: RefSeq, a predicted model, not a curated record